AUGUCUAAAGACCAAGGACCUUCGUCCUCGAAUCAGGACCCACGUUACGAUUUCAUCGGGUCUUACGCUGUGAAAUCCUUAAAGUUGAAGCCUGAAAAAUGGACAAGGGUUUUGGGCAUAGAAGAACACAGAUCAACGUUAAAGGACUUUGUAGAUAAGCCCCUGCCUAUCCUUCUGGUAGUGGUAUUAACUCAUACAGCUCAGUUGGUCCCGGUUAUAUCUUUCCCAUGUUAUUUGAAGAAUAAAGCCGUUUAUUUCGUGAAGAAAAAGCCCGAUGUCAUCCCUAAGGAGAACUGUUCUGAAAUGGUCAUCUUUGGUGACCUGGCACCAAGAUUAAUAGAUGAACUAGCAGCUUUGGUGGACGAAGUGUUUGUUCCUCUGCUGUCGAAUCCUCUGAACCAUGAGGGAUGGCCGUUGGUCGUCUCUCAGGAUAUUCUGAAGCAGAUUCACAGCCUCAAAAGUACCGUGUAUGAGGUAAAAGGCAAAGUCAACGGGCAAACCGUCCUCCCAAUGCCAGUGGGAGUAGAAUUAGUUUACGAAGCAGAAAAGGGUCUUCUUCGUGGAGAAGAAGUGGACUUGUACCUGAAGAGUGCCAUAGAAGGAGUAGUGAUAAAGUGGGCCCAGCAGAUUAAUGACGUCAUGAUGGAAGAUUCCGCUCUGGCGUUUGAGAACGGUCAGAAUCCGCUGCCGACUACUGAACUAGCAUUUUGGAAGUCGCGGGUAAGCAACCUCAACUACAUAUACGAUCAGCUGAGAACAGAUAGAGUAAGGUGCAUGGCAGUGAUACUGGAAAAGACGACGUCCGCUUACUACCCCUGCUUUAGUAGGCUGUUUAAGAAUAUCGUUUCAGCUCUAGCCGAAGCUCGCGAAAUAGACUUGUACUUGCGCACCCUAGAGAAACAUUUCCAAGCGCUAGAAGAUACAGACUUCACCGAAUGCCAACCGCUCUUCAGACCACUUUUCCACGUCAUCUGUAUGAUCUGGAGGGACUCCAAGUACUACUGUAGCUCUUCCAAGUUGAUGGUCCUGCUGAAACAGAUUGGAAACCUGCUUAUUCACCAGGCAAAGAAAUGUUUAGAUCCAAGUACCUUGUUCCAUAGUGACAUAGAUGAAGCAACGCAACGUAUUCAAAUGACUAUUAACAUACUGAAACUGUUCAAAAACACAUUCGAAUAUUUUAAGGAAAAUAUCUCCAAAUAUUUCGUGGACAGAACAGUUAUACCUUGGACCUUCCAUCCGAAUGUCGUAUUUGAAAGAAUGAAUAAGUUUCUGGAUAGACUGGAUACGAUUCAAUGGUUUUUCAAGACAGUAUUGGAGUUUCAAAAACUAGAGAAAAUAGAGAUAGGUGGAAUGAAAGGAAGAGUUCUAAGUGGACAAAUUCGGGAAAUAUCAACAGAAUUUGAAACGUAUUUCCACAGCUUUGCCUCCAAAUCUUAUGAUGUUUUGGACCCAGAUGAUCAAAAGUUUAACGGUGACUUUAAAGUUUUUCAAGACAACAUAAUAGAUUUAGAUCUGAAAUUAUCUACAGUUUUAGUGGAAUCAUUUGAUAAUUGUGCAACCUUAGAAGCCAUUUUCAAGCUCAUCGACAUUGUGGGUUCUGUUUUGGAAAGACCUCUUAUCAGGAAUGAAUUCACAGCCAAGUAUGUGGAAAUUAUUGUCAUGCUGAACAAAGAAAUCGAUAUAUGCGAAGAACUAUUUGCCGAGCAGACCCAUCGUCUCGAGAAGUACGGCCACAUGGAGGUAGACGCGUUCCUGCCGCCCAUCGCAGGCGGACUCCUCUUCAUGACCACGCUGGCUUCCAGGAUCUCCAAGCCUAUAGCUAGCUUUCGCAAUUUGCCGCACCCGAUUAAAGAAACGGAAGAGGCGCUGAAAAUUUUUUCAAGAUAUGAAAAGCUUAUUGAAGACAUAAAUGCUUUCAAGAAAAAGUACUUUACUGAUUGGACUAGAACGGUUUCUAGGCUCAUAGAAGUUAAUACCAAGAAGAUGAUACUUGCUCGACAAGGUUCAGACCUGGUUCUGAAUUUCCAUCCUCUGCUUCUAGACAUCAUGAAAGAAGUUCAUCAUUUACGCAACAAUACCGAGCUAGUAGAAUUGCUACCACAAGAAAGCAAUGCUUUGUUUGAGAAGCAAGAAACCUACAGGCAGUACAGAAUCAAUCUUGGUAUUACCAUUGACUGGUACAACCAAAUCAGAAAGAACAGUCAGAAGGUUGAGUUUGAUUUAGUUGAAGAUGAAAUAAAAGCUAUUGAUCAAAGGAUUGAGAUGGCACAACAUGAACUUAAUUGGAAUUCACAAGAUUUAUGGAACUACCUACAAGAACUUCAUACAUUAGUGGGAAAUUUAUAUCAACGAAUGUCAAAGAUACAAGAAAACUUAAAAGAUAUGAAAUCUGUUAUGAAAGUCUGGGCUACACAGCCUUUGUUCGAAAGAAAAGAAGGAAAGAAGGAUACGCUUUUGAAUUUAGAAGACCGUCAAGAGCGAACAAAUAAAAGAUACACUGAUAUUGUGUCUACUGCUGAUCGUAUUAAGGAGUUGCUUAAAGAGAAUAUGGAACUAUUUAACAUGCAGGAUAACCAGGAAAGUGAGAUAUGGUUGAAUUACGUCGCGUUUAUCGAUAAUUUGCUGGAAGAAUCUUUGUUUAAAUGUAUUGCUUGCAGUCUGGGAUAUAUUACGGAACAUAUGAACCCAAAGAAUAAGCUGGCACCAUUAUUUGAAGCUCAGUUAGAAUUACUCGAUCCUGAUAUGGUCUUCGCGCCAACACUGGAUCCAAACGAUGAAAAAGGUUUCUUAGCACUAAUAAAAGGCCUUAUUAAUGACAUUCUCAAAAUGUCAACUCUAGUCGGACGAAUCAAUCCUAAGCAACCUGAAUCUUAUGAGGAUCAAAUUGUGAGCCAUAGUGAUGUUAUUGAAAUGAAAGAAGAGAUUCUGAAUGGAAUAGAAAGGGUAAUAGAAGAUGCAAAUGAAUUUUGCAAAACAUUUGAGAACUACGCGUACCUUUGGCUAGAAGAAAGAGAUGCAGUUAUGGAAAUUUUCCUUACCUAUGGACGGAUCCUUACUCCUGAUGAAGUAGACAAGAUUGGGUCUGAAGAUAAAGAGGUUGCACCACCAGCGCCUUGCGCUCCAAAGAUGGAAGCUUUUAGGGAACAGAUUGAUCACUAUGAGAAUCUAUUUAUGGAUAUCGAAGAUAUGGAAUCGUAUAAAGUAUUCAACUGUUGGUUCCAGGUGGAUGUGCGACCAUUUCGACAAGCUCUUUUAAAUACAGUGAGGAAGUGGGGGAAUAUGUAUAAAGAGCAUUUGGUCAACAACGUUACAUCUAGCCUCAGCGAUUUAGGCAACUUUAUUAGACAGGCUGAUGAAGGUCUAUUGCAGCCAGUACCGGAAGGCGACUAUGAAGCGUUAGUAAAUGUUAUGGGAUAUUUGAUGAAUGUCAAAGAUCGGACUGUGACUACAGAUGACAUGUUCCAACCGCUCACAGAGACAAUAGAACUUUUGAAAUUCUAUGACAUGGAUAUCCCUGAGGAAGUCAAUGUGCUUUUACAGGAAUUACCAGAACAAUGGCAAGCAACGAAGAAAUUAGCUAUUACAGUGAAACAACAGGUGGCUCCAUUACAAGCCGCUGAAGUCUCAGGAAUCAGAAAGAAAAUAGCUACAUUUGAUUCACACGUUAAUUAUUACAGAGAAGUUUUUAAAAGAUAUGCGUUCUUCAGAUAUGAUUGUGAAGAUCCCUACGGUCUAAUGUCGAGAGUAGAUUACGAAAUGCUACAGCUAGAAGAUGAAAUGAGGAGCAUACAAGAAUCUGGCUCAUUGUUUGAAGUGAACGUCCCAGAGUUUAAACUAUUGAAGCAGUGCAGAAAAGAGCUAAAAAUGUUAAAGCAACUUUGGGAUUACGCGUUUAUUGUACGAACGAGUAUUGAGGACUGGAAGACAACACCUUGGCGUAAGAUAGACGUAGAAAAUAUGGAUAUCGAAUGCAAGAAAUUCGCUAAAGAAAUUAGGCUGCUAGACAAAGAGAUGAGAAGUUGGGACACAUACGUUAACUUGGAAGCGACAGUGAAAAAUAUGUUGACAUCUCUAAGAGCAGUAGGUGAGCUGCAAAAUCCUGCUAUAAGGGAACGACAUUGGGAUCAACUCAUGAGAAGUACGAAGAGCUUAGCAGCAUUGCCACCAGAACUCACUGUCCGAAUAGUAAUGGAUGCAAACACCACCCUAGCUGACUUACUAGCAUUAAACUUACACGAAUGUGAAGAAGAAGUGAAGAAUAUAGUGGAUAAGGCGGUGAAAGAGAUGUCUAUGGAGAAGACAUUGAAAGACCUUAAUACCACCUGGAGUGGCAUGGAGUUUGAACAGGAAACUCACACGAGGACUGGAUGCGUAUUGCUCAGAGCUAGCGAAGAGCUUAUUGAGACUUUGGAAGAAAAUCAGGUACAACUCCAAAACUUAAUAACGUCAAAAUUCGUCGCGCAUUUCUUAGAAGAAGUUUCCGGUUGGCAGCAGAAGUUGUCGAUAGCGGAUCAAGUGAUUUCAGUAUGGUUUGAAGUUCAACGGACAUGGACUCACUUGGAGAGCAUAUUUAUGAGCUCUGAGGAUAUUAGAAAACAAUUGCCUGACGACUCAGCAAGAUUCGAUAGAAUUGACGAAGAGUUUAAAAUUUUAUCAAAAGACAUGGCAAAGACACCAAAUGUAGUUAGAGGCACGAACAAAGAAGGCUUAGUGGAAAAGUUGGAUGGUCUGCAGAAAGAUCUAGUAAUUUGUGAAAAAGCUUUAGCUGAAUAUUUAGAAACUAAAAGAUUGGCUUUUCCGAGAUUUUAUUUUGUUUCAUCUGCAGAUUUGUUGGAUAUAUUGUCUAAUGGUAAUCAAGCAGAAUUGGUAAUCAGGCAUUUGACAAAAUUAUUUGACUCAAUAGCAAAAUUAAAGUUUAUAGAAAGUGAGAAUACAGCUGAAAAGGUUUCUUCUGGUAUGAUAGCCAAGGAUGGAGAAUAUGUACCAUUUCACGGAAGUUGUGAUUGUACGGGAGCUGUGGAAAUAUGGCUUAACCGUCUACAAGAUAUUAUGCGAUCUACAAUCCGUCAUUACUUUGGAGAAGCUAUUGUGUCGUAUGAAGAGAAGCCCAGAGAGCAAUGGCUCUUCGAUUUUAUGGCUCAAGUAUCAUUAUGUGGUUCGCAAAUUUGGUGGACUACAGAAGUUAAUAUGGCUUUCGCGAGAUUAGAAGAAGGAUAUGACAAUGCUCUUAAAGAUUAUUACAAAAAACAGUUGGCGCAGCUUAGCAUAUUGAUCACCUUACUGAUUGGGGAGCUGAGUAAGCAAGAUAGGCAGAAAAUUAUGACAAUUUGUACCAUUGAUGUGCAUUCAAGAGAUGUUGUCAGUAAGAUGAUCCAAGGGAAGGUGGAAGCAGGGUCAGCUUUCCAGUGGCAAUCCCAACUGAGACACAGAUGGGACGAGAAGGAGUAUCAUUGUUUCGCCAACAUCUGUGAUGCUCAGUUUAAAUAUAGUUAUGAAUAUUUGGGUAAUACUCCUCGUUUGGUUAUUACUCCUCUGACUGAUAGAUGCUACAUAACAUUGACACAGUCCUUGCAUUUGAUCAUGGGUGGCGGUCCGGCUGGUCCUGCUGGUACAGGCAAAACAGAAACUACGAAGGAUUUGGGAAGGGCUCUGGGUAUAAUGGUAUAUGUAUUUAAUUGUUCUGAACAAAUGGAUUAUCAGUCUUGCGGCAACAUUUACAAAGGUUUAGCUCAGACAGGAGCUUGGGGGUGUUUUGACGAAUUCAACAGAAUCUCUGUUGAAGUGCUCUCCGUAGUCGCAGUGCAAGUCAAAUCAGUGCAAGAUGCAAUAAGAGACAAAAAACAAACAUUUAACUUCAUGGGAGAAACAAUAGUGCUCGUGCCAACAGUUGGUAUAUUCAUCACAAUGAAUCCAGGUUACGCUGGCAGGACUGAACUACCUGAAAAUCUCAAAGCACUCUUUAGACCGUGUGCUAUGGUAGUUCCUGAUUUUGAACUCAUUUGCGAAAUUAUGUUGGUCGCUGAAGGUUUUCAAGAAGCGAAAAUUUUAGCUCGGAAGUUCAUCACUCUUUAUACGCUGUGUAAAGAGUUAUUAUCGAAGCAAGAUCAUUACGAUUGGGGUUUAAGAGCUAUCAAGUCUGUGUUAGUAGUGGCUGGAUCUCUGAAGAGAGGUGAUCCUGGUAGGCCAGAAGAAGAAGUACUGAUGAGAACACUUCGCGACUUUAACAUCCCAAAGAUCAUAACAGACGACAUGCCAGUAUUUAUGGGUCUAAUAGGAGACUUAUUUCCCGCUUUGGAAGUACCAAGAAAACGCGAUCUGGAAUUUGAAAGAACAGUCAAACAAGCUGCAAUGGACCUGUCACUUCAACCUGAAGACAACUUCAUUCUUAAAGUUGUGCAAUUAGAGGAAUUGUUGGAAGUACGUCAUUCGGUCUUCAUUGUCGGUAAUGCUGGUACAGGGAAAACUCAAGUUUGGAAGUCGCUCUUUAAAACUUAUCAAAAUCUAAGAAAGAAGCCAAUUUUCAAUGAUUUGAACCCAAAAGCCGUUACUAACGAUGAACUAUUUGGUAUUAUCAAUCCAGCAACUAGGGAAUGGAAGGAUGGUCUAUUUUCUGUAAUAAUGAGAGAUCAAGCUAAUCUUGUUGGAGAAAAUCCUAAGUGGAUCGUUUUAGAUGGUGACAUAGAUCCUAUGUGGAUUGAGUCUUUAAAUACAGUGAUGGAUGAUAAUAAAAUUUUGACUUUGGCCAGUAAUGAAAGAAUUGCACUGACUCCGACUAUGAGGCUUAUGUUUGAGAUAUCUAAUCUUAAAACAGCGACUCCAGCUACGGUUUCUAGAGCUGGCAUUCUAUAUAUCAAUCCUCAGGAUUUGGGAUGGAAUCCGUACGUCACCAGUUGGGUAGAGACUAGAAAAAUACCUGCUGAGAAAUCAAAUCUUGUCAUGUUAUUCGACAAAUACAUCCCUGCAUGUUUAGAAACUGUGAGAACAAGAUUCAAGAAGAUAACUCCUAUAGCGGAAAUGGCUCAUGUUCAGAUGCUAUGUCAUCUUCUAAAUUGUCUUUUAGUACCAGAGAAUACUCCAGCAGACUGUCCCAAAGAAUGGCAUGAUAUAUUUUUUGUAUUUGCUUGUGUGUGGGCAUUUGGCUCUGCAAUGUUCCAGGACAGUAAUAUUGAUUAUCGAGUCGAAUUCACAAAGUGGUGGGUCAAUGAAUUUAAACACGUUAAGUUCCCGCCAGGUGGUACGGUGUUCGAUUUCUACAUUGAUUCUGAAACAAAACAAUUUACUCCAUGGACGGAAAAAAUACCUAAGUUUGAAUUAGAUUCUGAUAUUCCUCUACAGGCUGUAUUGGUACCUACGUCUGAAACAAUUAGAAUUAGGUUCUUUUUGGACCUGCUAAUGAAAAAUAAACACCCAGUAAUGUUAGUAGGGAGUGCUGGAAGCGGCAAAACUGUCUUGGUGAAUGAGAAGCUGCAAAGUUUAUCAGAAAAUUACGCCGUACAGUCAGUCCCGUUUAAUUUUUACACUACAUCGGAGAUGUUACAAAAGAUUCUAGAGAAACCUCUGGAGAAGAAAGCUGGUAGAAAUUACGGUCCACCAGGAAAUAAGACACUUAUUUACUUUAUUGAUGACAUGAACAUGCCAGAAGUAGAUAGCUAUGGAACUGUACAACCGCAUACAAUAAUACGGCAACAUAUGGACUAUGGUCAUUGGUACGACCGAACCAAGUUGUCGUUGAAAGAUAUUCAUAAUACCCAGUAUGUCUCUUGUAUGAAUCCGACGUCUGGGAGUUUUACAAUAAAUCCGCGUUUGCAGAGGCAUUUCUGCGUAUUUGCGAUCAGCUUUCCGAAUAACGAUGCAUUGAACAAUAUUUAUCAUUCUAUUCUAAGCCAGCAUUUGGCCAACCCAGAGUUGAGAAUCAAUCCGCAAAUUGCCAAGCUAUCAUCGAAUGUAGUAGCAGCAUCAAUAGCUUUACAUAACAAAGUUUCUCAAGUUUUCCUGCCGACUGCUAUCAAAUUCCACUAUAUCUUCAAUUUGAGAGACCUUUCUAACAUGUUCCAGGGUCUCUUGUUUAGUACAAAUGAAUGUCUAGUGAACCCUUCCGACUUGAUACGACUUUGGCUACAUGAAACACAUCGAGUGUACAGCGAUAAACUCACGGAAGACAAAGAUAUUGAUGCCUUCCUUAAAAUGCAAGUCGAUUUAUGCAAAAAGAACUUUGAAGAUAUCGACGAAGGCACCGUGUUUGAACGUCCUAAUAUUUACUGUCACUUCGCUGGUGGCAUUGGUGAACCCAAAUACAUGCCUAUAGCGUCCUGGGAGCAGUUGAACAAACUUCUAACCGAAGCCAUGGCGAGUUACAAUGAUCUCAUUGCUGCUAUGAAUUUGGUCUUGUUUGAGGAUGCCAUGAUGCAUAUUUGCAGAAUAAGUCGUAUUCUAGAAAGCCCAAGAGGUAGUGCUUUACUGGUGGGUGUAGGGGGCUCUGGUAAGCAAUCCUUGUCACGUUUGGCAGCGUUCAUAUCAAGCUUGGAAGUUUUGCAAAUUCAACUCAAAAAAGGUUAUGGAGUCACAGAUUUGAAGCACGAGCUUUCGGGCUUGUACAUAAAGACUGGUUUGAAAAACGUCGGUAUAAUGUUCCUGAUGACUGAUGCUCAAGUUGCAAAUGAACAGUUUCUGGUACUCAUCAAUGAUUUGCUGGCAUCCGGCGAAGUAGCUGACUUGUUUCCUGAAGAUGAGAUUGAAAACAUCAUUGGUGGUGUUAGGAAUGAGGUCAAAGGUGCUGGGUUGCCGGAUACGAGGGAAAUCUGUUGGAAAUUCUUUAUUGAUCGAGUGCGAAAGCAGCUGAAGGUGGUCUUGUGUUUUUCCCCCGUCGGAUCCACUUUGAGAGUUCGAUCUAGAAAAUUCCCGGCGUUGAUUAAUUGUACUUCUAUCAAUUGGUUCCAUGAAUGGCCUCAGGAAGCUUUGGUUUCAGUUGCUAUGAGGUUUUUGGGAGAAUUACGUGUUUUACCGAUUGCAUUAAAGGACUCAAUUGCAAGGUUCAUGGCAUACGUUCAUACUUCAGUUAAUACUAUCUCAAAGGCGUACUUGUCGAAUGAACGGAGGUAUAACUACACAACGCCUAAGAGUUACUUAGAGCAAAUCAGUUUAUACGCAAAAUUAGUUAAUAAUAAAACGCAGGAGCUUCAAGCCAAAAUUGUACGCCUAGAAAAUGGUUUGGAAAAACUACGCUGCACAGCUUCGCAAGUAGAUGAGCUGAAAGCUAAAUUAGCUAUACAAGAAAUCGAAUUGCAACAGAAGAACGAAGCAGCUGAUAAGUUAAUAGAAAUGGUCGGUGUUGAGACGGCAAAAGUGCAGAGCGAGAAAGCGCUAGCUGAUGAGGAAGAAGAAAAAGUAGCGGUAAUAGCAGAAGAAGUCUCCAAAAAACAGAAAGAUUGCGAGGAAGAUCUUAUUAAAGCAGAACCAGCUCUUAUAGCAGCUCAAGAGGCUUUGAAUACUUUAAACAAGGCCAAUCUCACUGAGUUAAAGUCUUUUGGAUCACCACCUGGUGUCGUGACGAACGUCACUGCAGCCGUCAUGGUAUUGCUAGCACCAGGUGGAAAGAUACCGAAAGAUAGAAGUUGGAAAGCUGCAAAGGUAACGAUGGCAAAAGUCGAUAUGUUUUUGGAGUCACUUAUAAAUUAUGACAAAGAAAAUAUACAUCCCGAUGUCAUAAAAGCUAUUCAACCUUAUCUAAAGGAUCCUGAGUUUGAACCUGAGUUUGUCAAAUCGAAAUCAGCAGCUGCCGCAGGUCUUUGUGCUUGGGUGAUCAACAUAAUAAAAUUCUACGAAGUAUUCUGCGACGUUGAACCAAAGAGGAAAGCUUUAGCUGCUGCUAAUGCUGAACUUGCCGCUGCUAGUGAAAAACUGAGAUCUAUAAAGUCUAAAGUUGCAUCGCUAGAAGAAAAACUAGCAAUGUUAACUGCAGACUUCGAAAAGGCUACUUCAGAAAAGCUUAAAUGUCAGCAAGAAGCAGAUGCUACGAACAGAACGAUUCAAUUGGCUAACCGGCUUGUCAAUGGACUUGCCAGCGAGAAUGUUAGAUGGGCUGAAGCGGUGUCUAAUUUUAUGCAACAAAAUACAACACUGCCUGGAGACGUGUUGUUAGUAUGUGCGUUCAUUUCUUACGUCGGAUGCUUCACGAAACAGUACCGUUUGGACUUAUUGCACAAAAAUUGGCUAGUGUUUUUAAAAGCAUUAGAGCCUCCAAUACCAAUAACAGAAGGUUUGGAUCCACUGUCGAUGUUGACUGAUGACACAACAAUAGCCAUGUGGCAAAAUGAAGGAUUACCAUCUGAUCGUAUGAGCACAGAGAACGCUACUAUUCUUUCUAAUUCUGAUCGGUGGCCACUCAUGAUUGAUCCUCAGUUACAAGGUGUUAAGUGGAUAAAACAAAAAUACGGAGAAAAAUUGAGAGUGAUCCGACUCGGACAAAAAGGAUACUUGGACACAAUAGAAAGAGCUAUCAUAAAAGGGGAAACAGUGUUGUUGGAAAAUAUUGACGAAACUGUUGAUCCAGUACUAGAUCCUCUACUUGGAAGGAAUUUAAUAAAGAAAGGAAGAGCCAUCAAGAUUGGAGACAAAGAAAUUGAGUACAGUCCAAACUUCAGAUUAAUCUUACACACGAAACUAGCCAACCCUCAUUAUAAGCCAGAAAUGCAAGCGCAGACCACACUAGUCAACUUCACUGUCACCAGAGAUGGUUUAGAAGACCAGCUCCUGGCAGAAGUAGUCAAAGCCGAAAGACCUGAUCUGGAAGAAUUGAAGGCAGAUUUAACAAGACAACAAAAUGAAUUCAAAAUCCAAUUGAAAGGUCUUGAAGACGAUUUAUUGCAUAGGUUGUCGUCUGCUGGUGAGAAUAUUUUAGGUGAUACUGCUCUGGUGGAGAAUCUAGAGACUACGAAGAAAACUGCAGCUGAUAUUGAGAAAAAGGUUACAGAAGCUAAAGUGACUUCGCAUCAAAUAGAUCAAGCACGUGAGUUCUACCGUCCGGCCGCGGCUCGAGCUUCGUUACUGUACUUCAUUUUAAACGAUUUGAAUACGAUAAAUCCUAUCUAUCAAUUCUCUUUGAAGGCUUUUAGUGUUGUCUUUCAAAAGGCCAUUUCAAAAGCAGAACCAGCAGAUGAAGUCAGUCAGAGGAUCAAAAACCUGAUCGACUGCAUUAGCUACUCUGUCUUCCAAUACACAUCGAGGGGCUUGUUUGAAUGCGAUAAGCUGAUUUUCGCGUCUCAGAUGACAUUCCAAGUGCUACUAAUGAGUGAAGAAAUUUCACCAGCGGAAGUGGAUUUCUUCCUUCGUUUUCCAGUCAAACCACAUGUGACCAGUCCAGUGGAUUUCUUGUCCAACCAAAGUUGGGGUGGUAUUUGUUCUCUAGCUGGUAAAGACGAGUUUAGAAACUUGGACAGGGAUAUAGAGACAUCGCCAAAAAGAUGGAAGAAAAUUGUAGAGAUGGAAUGUCCUGAGAGAGAAAAGUUUCCACAGGAGUGGAAAAAUAAAACGGCUCUUCAGAGACUAUGCAUGUUGAGAGCUUUGAGACCAGACAGAAUGACGUAUGCUGUUGCAGCCUACAUAGAAGAGAAAAUGGGAGGAAAGUACGUUGAAAACCGUACAGUUGAAUUUAGCAAGUCUUUUGAAGAAACCAGUCCUACAACACCUAUAUUCUUCAUUCUAUCUCCUGGAGUUAACCCUCUCAAGGACGUGGAAGCUUUAGGAAAAGUUAUGAGUUUUACGGCAGAUAAUGGAAACUUCCACAAUGUGUCUUUAGGGCAAGGUCAAGAAAUUGUUGCUGAACAGGCUAUGGACGAAUCUCUACAGAAAGGGCACUGGGUAGUUUUACAGAAUAUUCACUUGGUAAAAAAAUGGCUUCCAAGUCUUGAAAAGAAGAUGGAGAGUUUUGCCACGGGAUGUCACGCUGACUUCCGGCUGUUCAUGUCGGCUGAGCCUGCGGCUACUGCGGCGGCGCACAUCAUCCCUCAAGGCAUUCUAGAGUCUAGUAUUAAGAUCACUAAUGAACCUCCUACAGGAAUGCAGGCAAAUAUCCAUAAGGCCUUAGAUAAUUUCAACCAAGAAACGCUCGAAAUGUGCGGCAAAGAAGCUGAAUUCAAAGCUAUAUUGUUCGCUCUUUGCUAUUUCCAUGCUGUCGUUGCGGAAAGACGAAAAUUCGGUCCUCAGGGAUGGAAUAAAAUUUAUCCUUUCAAUGUCGGUGAUCUCACGAUUAGCGUCUUCGUUCUGUACAACUACUUAGAAGCAAACUCAAGAGUACCCUGGGAAGACCUGCGUUAUCUUUUUGGUGAGAUCAUGUACGGUGGACAUAUUACUGACGACUGGGACCGAAGGUUAUGUAACGCUUAUUUGGAAGAAUUAAUGCAGCCAGAUCUUGUGGACGGUGAACUCCAACUAGCACCCGGGUUUUGUGCCCCACCCAAUACAGAUUAUGUUGGCUAUCAUCAGUACAUCGAGGAUGCCAUGCCUCCAGAAUCUCCGUAUCUAUAUGGACUUCAUCCAAACGCGGAAAUUGGUUUUCUAACCACUACUUCGGAGAAUCUGUUCAGGACUAUAUUUGAAAUGCAGCCUAGAGAUGCCCAGGCAUCUGGUGCUGCUACGGUUACUAGAGAAGAUAAGGUGAAACAAAUGCUAGAUGAAAUUAUGGAGAAACUGCCAGAAGAAUUUAAUAUGACGGAGAUAAUGGGCAAAGUGGAAGAGAGGACACCUUACGUCAUCGUAGCUUUCCAGGAGUGUGAACGGAUGAACUACUUGACUGGGGAGAUGAAGCGGUCUCUGAGAGAAUUGGACUUAGGAUUGAAGGGUGAACUUACAAUUACAUCUGUAAUGGAGGAGUUAGAAAAUGCAUUGUUCUUGGAUCAAGUGCCAGCUAUUUGGGCAAAUCGAGCAUAUCCAUCUUUGUUGGGAUUGUCUUCAUGGUUCGUGGAUUUGCUUCUGCGGCUCCGGGAGUUGGAAACAUGGGCUACUGAUUUCGUUUUACCGGCAUCAGUUUGGCUCGCAGGCUUCUUCAAUCCUCAAAGUCUAUUGACAGCCAUUAUGCAAAGCACAGCUCGCAGGUAUGAGCUGCCUCUUGACAAAAUGUGUCUCCAGUGUGACGUAACUAAGAAAAUGAAAGAGGAAUUCACGUCCGCUCCUCGUGAUGGGGCGUACGUGCACGGGCUGCUGAUGGAAGGAGCCAGGUGGGACAUGCAAGCUGGAAUCAUCAUGGAUUCAAGGCUUAAGGAGCUGUUUCCUGCGAUGCCGGUCAUCAACGUUAGGGCCAUCACUCAAGACAAGCAAGAUCUUCGCAACAUGUACGAGUGUCCAGUGUACAAGACAAGGACCAGAGGUCCAACAUACGUGUGGACCUUCAACCUAAAGACCAAGGACAAGCCGUCUAAAUGGACCCUAGCUGGUGUCGCCCUCUUGUUGCAGAUUUAAAAGGUUUGCUGUUGAGAAAAUUAUUAUACUAAUUUGGUAAAGGUUACCCGUAGUGGGACUGGUCAUUUUGUUGUAAUUUGUAAGUAUUAAUCAUUUAUUAAAAUGUUAUUUUAUAAAAAAAAUG
Molecule: messenger RNA, 13576 nt
Organism: Pectinophora gossypiella (pink bollworm)
Lineage: Eukaryota; Metazoa; Arthropoda; Insecta; Lepidoptera; Gelechiidae
Gene: Dhc93AB
Product: dynein beta chain, ciliary
Exons: 66
Coding region: 1-13452 (4483 amino acids)
Biological process (GO): microtubule-based movement
Cellular component (GO): dynein complex
Molecular function (GO): ATP binding; dynein intermediate chain binding; dynein light intermediate chain binding
Source: RefSeq, a predicted model, not a curated record